GGUGCUGUGAUCCUGGAGAGUCCUGCCCUUCCUGUGACUGAGGGACGUUCUGUGACUCUGCGCUGCCGACACAGAAAGGACAAGGAAAUGAAGGUAACUCCCUCUGACCUCACAGCUGAUUUCUACAAAGAUGGAUCCCUCGUCAGGACUGAGACUACGGGAGAGAUGACCAUCCCUGCAGUAUCCAAGUCAGAUGAAGGACUCUACAAGUGUUCCACCUCUGAAGGAGAAUCCCCGGAGAGACUGAUGACUCUGACAGUCCUCUCUCCUCUUCCAGUCUCUCUGAGCAUCCGUCCCAACAGAUCGCAGUUCUUUGAAUACGAGUCUCUCAUUGUGAGCUGUGAGGUUCAGGGGAACUCUGCCGGAUGGACGCUGAAGAGAUACACAUCGACUGGGAAGCUUUCAGCUUGCGGAACGGACUGGGGAAAACAACAAGGUUUUUCAUGCAUCGUGUCACUAAUCCUACCAGACAGUGGAGUGUACUGGUGUGAGUCUGGGUCUGGAGAACACAGCAAUACUGUCAACAUCACAGUACACGAUACAGCUGGUGCUGUGAUGCUGGAGAGUCCUGCCCUUCCUGUGACUGAGGGAGAUUCUGUGACUCUGCGCUGCAGAUAUCAGGGAACUCCCUCUGACCUCAAAGCUGGUUUCUACAAAGAUGGAUCCCUCGUCAGGACUGAGACUACGGGAGAGAUGACCAUCCCUGCAGUAUCCAAGUCAGAUGAAGGACUCUACAAGUGUUCCACCUCUGAAGGAGAAUCACCAGAGAGACUGAUGACUCUGACAGUUCCAGCUUCAAACCCAGACCCCUCUACAGUCCCAGUGUUGUCCGUGUCUCUGCCCAGGCUGCUGGGUAGUCUACUGGUGGUGUCUCCCUACCUGCUGGUGACCAUCGUACUGCUGGUGAAAUGCAACAGACGUAGGGGCUCAAGGUGAGCGUUAUUUUGAAGGAGAGCGAGGCUGGGGAUCACCUGGUCACCGUGACAACACUGGUCACCGUGGUCACCUGGUCACCGUGACAACACUCAGAAUGGAACACCCGUCAUUCUAAUUCUGUAACCUGUGAUUUACACCCAAAACAUUUCUCCCUUCUACUGGUCCAUAAUAGUGGC
Molecule: messenger RNA, 1112 nt
Organism: Salmo salar (Atlantic salmon)
Lineage: Eukaryota; Metazoa; Chordata; Actinopteri; Salmoniformes; Salmonidae
Source: RefSeq, a predicted model, not a curated record